GAAUGGAUGGCUCGGCUUUCGCGGCUGCAGUGCGCACUCUCGUUCCUGAUCAUCCUCCUGGUAGCCUCUCUCGAGUGCCAGGAGGAGGCCCAGAGCACCGACUGGCGGGCCACCCUUAAGACCAUCCGGAAUGGAGUUCACAAGAUAGACACGUACCUGAACGCCGCCUUGGACCUCCUGGGAGGCGAGGACGGACUCUGCCAGUAUAAGUGCAGUGACGGAUCUAAACCUCACCCACGUUAUGGUUAUAAACCCUCCCCACCGAAUGGAUGUGGCUCCCCGCUGUUUGGUCUAAACAUUGGCAUCCCUUCCCUGACAAAGUGCUGCAACCAACAUGACAGGUGCUAUGAGACCUGUGGCAAAAGCAAGAACGACUGUGAUGAGGAGUUCCAGUACUGCCUCUCCAAGAUCUGCCGUGACGUGCAGAAGACACUUGGGCUAGCUCAGCAUGUGCAGGCUUGUGAAACAACAGUGGAGCUCUUGUUUGACAGUGUUAUACAUUUAGGCUGUAAACCAUACCUGGACAGCCAAAGAGCCGCAUGUUGGUGUCGUUAUGAAGAAAAAACAGAUCUUUGAGGAAGAUGCAAACCACUGAUAACCAAAUGUGGAUGGAAGAAUACACCUUUUUGACAACAAACUAAUGUUUUUACAUCUUAAAGCUGCCUUAUUUU
Molecule: messenger RNA, 671 nt
Organism: Elephantulus edwardii (Cape elephant shrew)
Lineage: Eukaryota; Metazoa; Chordata; Mammalia; Macroscelidea; Macroscelididae
Gene: PLA2G12A
Product: phospholipase A2, group XIIA
Exons: 4
Coding region: 7-576 (189 amino acids)
Biological process (GO): arachidonate secretion; lipid catabolic process; phospholipid metabolic process
Cellular component (GO): extracellular region
Molecular function (GO): calcium ion binding; A2-type glycerophospholipase activity
Source: RefSeq, a predicted model, not a curated record